UUGGUCAUAUUCGGUCUCAGUAAUACUUCGCAUGUGGCCUACAGUUUAGAGGCGCGAAUUGCUUUCUCUCAUCUCUUCUUCAAAGAUUGGGAUCCCUCACAUGAAACUCUUCCCUACCCACCGGCUAUCGGAUCAUAUGCACUCUACACGAAAUCUGAUUUCUUUGACCAUAUUGCCCACCUCUUGACUCAAGUCGCCAAACUAGUUUAA
Protopolystoma xenopodis is the source of this 210-nucleotide messenger RNA. The record is from the annotation of a GenBank genome assembly. Lineage: Eukaryota; Metazoa; Platyhelminthes; Monogenea; Polystomatidea; Polystomatidae.